Molecule: messenger RNA, 9789 nt
Organism: Toxorhynchites rutilus septentrionalis
Lineage: Eukaryota; Metazoa; Arthropoda; Insecta; Diptera; Culicidae
Gene: aPKC
Product: atypical protein kinase C
Exons: 2
Coding region: 3992-9298 (1768 amino acids)
Biological process (GO): DNA integration; establishment or maintenance of cell polarity; protein phosphorylation
Molecular function (GO): nucleic acid binding; ATP binding; protein serine/threonine kinase activity
Source: RefSeq, a predicted model, not a curated record
AUGUUUAAAUUUUUGAUUUUUUAAUGUUUAUUGUAUGGAUUAUUGAGAGUUUAAAAUUUUGAUUUUGGAAUAAUUAUAUCUAUGGUUGUCAAAUUUUUGAUUUUUUUUUAUGUUUUAUGAUUUAUAUUUUUGGGAUUUCGAUUUUCACAUUUUUCAAUUACAGGUCGGACUCGAUUAUCCGGAGAGUAUUUUUUUUUUUCAUUCACGAUAAUCGAAUCCUCCGGUUAAUCGAGUCAUUAAAAAAAUGAAUUUUCUCUCGGUAAACGUAAUAUAAUUAUAAUUUGGACUUAUUUAUUAAACGGUUUCAUCUAGCUUAGACCCAUUUAUAUGUUUGUGACUUUGUAACUUUGUCUGUAGCGCUGUACCACUUUAAUAGAAAUUUAACCCCCUACUCAGGCAUCCCAAAAGUACUGCAUUUUCAUAACAGUCGGUAUGAAAUUGAAUCGACAGUCUCUGUGAGCGCGCUACACUCGUAUACAAGCGACAGAGCAUGAAUGCAUGAAGUAAUACUAUACAGCAACAGUCGGUGUUUCGUCGAAUUCAUCUAAUUUGUCGUGCCCGACCGUAGUGAGCCGGGGAGACUGUUCGUUUCCGAUUUUUUCGUGUCUGCUAUUCCGUUCGCUCUGUCGCCGUAACAGUCGCUGACGAAGCGAUGAAUCUCAUCGGUUUACCCGGGUUACUGUCACACGUGACUGUCAGCAGAAGAAUGUCAUGACAUUUUUCUGGCGAUCGUAAUGCUAGCCUGUAUCUUAUGCGUUUGUGCUUCUUCACCAGUACGCUUUGAGAUGUGUAUCGGACAUAUGGCUGUGAUCACUAGUUGCGUGCACACAUAGGAAGCCGAGUUAAUUUCAUAUCGACUGUAAUAACUGUUGGGAUGCCUGAAUCCAGAUACACAAAUGACCAACAAUUCAUAUGAGAAAAACACGCACAGCUUAAUAAUUCUAGGCGAGAGUUUCUUCGAUAAUAUAUUGGUGACGUCGGAAAUACUCAGUGUUGGGAGUGUUUAGAUUUAUCCUCCAAGUUGGAAACUAAUGCAGCGCGAACUCGAUUAUAUACAGUCUCCGAUUUCUUUUCACUGUAUAUAAUAGAAUCCUGUAUAUAAUCGAGUCAAAAAAUGUUUUUUUUAAAUUUGUUUUUCAUGCAUAUAAUUUUUGAUUAUUGAAUGUAAAAGAAGAAUUUAAUAUAUUUUCUCAGAAUCUCUCAGGACGUGAUAGAUGAUCAUAUUUCAUGGAAAAAAACCCUCCUACGCAUAUGUUCGAAUUUUAACAAUGACAGAGUUAUAGAACUUUGUGCUCCCGUGGCCGAGUGGUUAGCGUCAUAACUAACAUGCCGGGUGUUCGGGUUCGAUUCCCGUUCUGGUCGGGGGAAUUUUUCGUCAAAGAAAUUUCCUCCGACUUGCACUGUGAUCACGCGUAUUCUCUAGAGCUUGCCACUCAGAAUGCAUUCAAGGCGUGUUAUUUGGCAUAGAAAUCUCAACUAAGUACUAAUAAAAAUGACGCAAGUAAUACUACGUUGAGACGGCGAAGUUCCUCUAGGAACGUUAGUGCCAUUGAAGAAGAAGAAGAAGAAGAGUUAUAGAACUAAACUGCCUCUACACUAAAGAGUACGCUACGUGAGCCAAUUAUGUUGCUUUCAUUUGAAAGAUAUAUUUUUUUUAAAUCUUUAAAACAUUUUCUUGCUAGUUGUACAUUUUUCUCAUAAUCCAGUGGACCGAUAUGGCUGAUUUUUUUAGCAUGUAAAAAUCUUAUUAUCUGAAUUGUUACGUAGCGGUUUUUGAACAUUAUGAAAAUUACCAAAAUGUCGGCCAUUUGAAUAAUAAAAAAAAAUUCAACAAAAAUCGUAAGGCCGUGGUUAUCAGAGAAGUUAUCAAUGAUGAUAAUCGAUCAAAGCAGAUAGGUCCUUUUCGUAAGUCAGAAUUCAUUUUUGCAUGCUGAAAAAAAACUUCUGCUAAAUUGGUCCACUAGAUUCUGAGAUAAACGUACCACCAGCUGAAAAAAUACGCUUAAAGAUUCGUACAGCCAUGUUACUCUUGAGAUGACCCCAUAGUUUUUACUGCAGAUUUUCAACGAAAUGAAAUAUCGAAGAAUCCUUCCGGUACAACAUUGCAUAAAACCCUUUUUUCGAUUUACCAGAGUUGAUUCCCCCAUUAAACAGAUUUCCGAAAAAAUCACAAAUGGAACAAGUAUAACGAAAAUUUUCGCACGUAGAAGAUUUCAUGGAAAUAAAUUUGUACAUAAAAAAAGGCAAUGUUUUUUUUUAUUAACUUCACACUUUCAGAAAUAGCUGAAUGUUCAAAUCAAAAUAUCUCUAUAUGUGGAAAAUUCUUCAGAUCAUGAUAUAAUUAUAGUUUUGAAUGUCAAUGAAUCAUAUAUUUCAAAGCAAGAAUCAACCAGGCAAACCUAAUUCACCAGGUAAAAGUAUAACGUCGUAUUCUGAAAUACAAUCGAGUUAGAAUUACCCGAACGGAUCGCAAUUUUGCAUUCUGUAAUCCGUUCGACGACUCAAGUUCAAUCGAGCUAUGUAUCCUAGCCACACUCUACCGUAUCAAACAUGUGUUCUAUGUAACAGAGUAAUAAAAUCUUGCAUGAACAACAUAUAUAUUAAUGUUCUGCAGUUCUGUAGUUCCGUGAAAAGCAUUAAAUACAUUUGCAAGUCCGUGAAUGAGGGCAGGAAGGUGGCUGUAUUUCAAAUUCAGUAUAUCGAUAUGAAUAUGAAAUACACUUGCAAUACACUUGUUGUUUUUCAUAUAACAACGAAUAUAUUCGCUAAAAAUUAUCUAAAUGGCAGCAUAACGUUUACCGGGUCAGUUAGUAAUAAUGAUAAUAAUACUAAAAUUUUGUUGAUAAUAUUCAGAUUACGCGCUAAACAUAUUUUAUUCAUAAAUAAAAUAAAAUCUCCUUCAUGUCCAAACCUACAUUGCUAAGUGCGCAACACUUCCCCCAACCGCAUUCUAAUCUGGCCCUACAGUUGCAUCCGCGUAACUUUCAUUCACACGACUUCCACCCACGACACUUCACCACGCACCUCUUUCAACAGAUUCUCUUCUGUUGCUCACACUAUUUCCCCCGAAAACUUCUCUACAUAGAAUAGCCGCUGGUUGAUCGUAUUAGUUUUAAGUGUAGAUUGUUGGUAGCAAUCCGACAACUCCGACAAUGCCUUACUAUUCUUCAUUAAUUGUCGGUCAGUUCACCAUGAACUGCAGUAUGGUAGUAGAAUACUUAGCUUAGUAAAAUAAAAUAUCCUAGCCAUUCUUGCUGGAAGUAUCGUGCUGAACACUAAUAAAUGUAGUAACGUAGUACAAUAAAUUAAAGUUGUUUGUGAAUCUAAAUGUGUGUUCAGAAUUUAUGUUUGUGAAAUAGUAUCCAGUGUACUUGUUCCGAUAUACCGUGGUAGCAUUCAAAUGCUGCGAUUAUGGUUCAGUAAACCCUGGUCCUGACUGCUACCAUUCCUACACGCACGCAACGAAAUCUGUAAUCUAAAACACAACGUAGGGUGUGUGACAACAUAAAAUUUUGGUGCCGUGACCAGGAUUUCCACAUCGCAGACGGAUCACGACAAUUGUGUUAUUCAGUUAAUAUCACACAAUUGAUUGACGCCAUCAUUGGCUAUGUUUCAAUACAUCAUUAUCCAUUAAACCAAGGACGCCAUCACUGGAAACUCAAAUUGAAUGCAGCAUAUCCAGUGCCACCACCAACUUAAAGCAGUUUAUUGUAUGCAAGGCAUUUUGAAUUUUUAUAGCAGGUAAUUACCUGUCCAAUAUCUGCUGAUAGUUCCACAGGUAUGAGUUAGAUACCUUUUCUAUAUUUGCACGCAUAUUUCUUCGCCGCCUGAUUACUCCGGAGCCUUCACAAGUAGAGGAGCACCUUUCUAUCAUUCAUAAACGGAACAAGGAUAUACCGAAGGUUGCAUCUUACAGCAUUUUUAAUUUCAAGGCUCAAUUUGCCUUGGAAUAGAAAUUUCAAUCGACAUUGACCUCCGUUCGCGUUUUAUCAUGAGUACUGCAGGAGAAAUCAAUCAACUGAUCUCACGGAGAACAUCGCUUCUAGCUAGUCUGGGUCGGGCAGAGAACUUUCUGGCCGAGUUCGACUCACAGCGGGAUCAAAUACAGCUACAUGUGCGUCUUGAGCGGCUGGAAAAAUUGUGGGACGAUCUCGAAAGUACACAAGAUCAGUUGGAAGAGAUAGAGACAACUGAUGAAGGUAGGAAAAUGCAGGAGAAAAUUCGGGCUAAUUUUGAACCUCGACUCUUCAUAAUAAAGGCAAAUUUAGCUUCCAAGCUUUCUUCGUUAGUCACUGAUGCUCGUCCACCUCAACCAACGUACACAAACUCCACUCUCUCUGGCAUAAAAUUACCGACAAUAACGCUCCCUGAAUUUGAUGGGGAUUACAUGCAAUGGCUUACGUUUCAUGAUACCUUCUUGGCAUUAAUACAUUCCAAUUCUGAAGUUCCACCAAUUCAAAAAUUUCACUAUCUGAAAGCAGCUGUCAAAGGAGAGGCUGCUCUGUCUAUUGAGUCCAUUGCUAUUAGCUCUGCAAACUACGAAUUAGCUUGGCAAACAUUAAAAGAUCGAUACGCAAAUGAGUACCUUUUGAAGAAACGACAUUUGCAAGCUCUGUUUGAUAUUCAAGGCAUUAAAAGGGAAACGGCAGCUACGCUCCACGGAUUGGUGGAUGAAUUUGAUCGUCAUGUCAAAACAUUGCAUCAGCUAGGUGAACCAACAAAUGCUUGGAGCACUAUACUUGAACACCUGUUAUGCACACGCUUACCUGACGAUUCGCUAAAGGCUUGGGAAGAUCAUGCAUCGAAAACAGAUAAUCCAGAUUACGAAAGCUUGAUUGUGUUCCUGCAACGUAGAACUCGUGUCCUCGAAUCUAUAUCGGUGAACCAUAACACUGCAUCCACAAGUUUCAAUACAUCCGGCCAAUCAACGAGAAAACUUCCGCAUCUUCGCUUGUCAUCAUACACCUCUACAACGGAUUCGAACAAUCAAUGUCCAGCAUGUGAUCAACCACAUCCAUUGAUAAGGUGUCCAAAAUUCUACCGUUUUUCUGCUACUGAGCGACAGCAGCUGGUCAUGUCGAAGCGACUUUGUCACAACUGUUUACGUAGAGAUCACAUUGCUCGCAACUGCUCUUCGAACUUCAACUGCAAACAUUGCAACCGUCGUCAUCACACGCUUCUGCAUUCUGCAAACAAUGCCCUUGUGGCUAGUAAUGUAACCGACAUUUCGUACGGCCUAGCGCCACCCGAAACUAGUCAAUUUAGAGAGUUAGAGGAAAUUCAAAGUCAAACUUCGGUCGCUGCCACCAAGAGUUUGCCAAGUUUCGAAACAAGUGUAUCACUCCAGCAACCUUUCGAAAAUGUUUUCCUACUCACCGCCGUAGUACAAAUUGUUGACGCAUAUGGACAAGAACAUCUAGCGCGUGCUCUUUUAGAUAGUGCUUCACAGCCAAACCUUAUGACAGAUCGCAUGGCAAGAAUUUUAAAUUUGAAACGAAACAACGUGAAUAUAACCGUACAAGGCGCAGGCCAACUUUCCCAAGUAAUCCGGGAGUCAGUUUUUGCAGAAGUAAGGUCAAGAAAAGAAGGCUUCUCUUGUGGAAUUGAUUUUCUUGUGAUGGAUCAUGUCACCGCUGAUUUGCCAGCGCAUCAUGUAGAAACAACUGGUUGGAAGAUUCCUACUGAUCUUUUUCUCGCAGACCCUUCUUUCAACAAAUGUCAACCGAUUGAUCUCGUCCUAGGAGCUAAGCAUUUUUAUUCCUUCUUCCCUGGUGCAGCUCGAAUUCACUUGAAGGAAAAGCUACCAUUGUUGAUAGACAGCGUUUUUGGUUGGAUUGUAGCAGGUUCAGAUUGUUCUGCUUCGCCAUCGCAACACUCCACAGUCUCGAGUUAUAGCGUCGUAGCGGUAGCAGCCUCUUUAGAGCAAAGCAUCGAGCGUUUCUGGAAAACUGAAGAGUUAGUCGUUAAAGAUAACUAUUCCAUUGAAGAAAGACAAUGUGAGACACUAUAUCAAUCUACUGUAACGAGAAACAACGAUGGGCGCUAUAUGGUUCGUCUUCCUAAGCGACCAGACUUUGAAAUCAUGCUAGGUGAAUCAAAGCAAAAUGCCUUUCGACGAUUCGAACUUUUGGAAAAAAAAUUGGAACGAAAUCCAGAAAUUAAGAAAGAAUAUCACGAAUUUAUGCGUGAGUAUAUCUCUCUUGGUCAUAUGAAACUAGUCAAGAGUAGCGACGAAAAUAAUAAGCAUUUUUACCUGCCUCACCAUCCGGUUAUAAAAGAGACAAGCUCAACAACUAAACUACGAGUCGUGUUCGACGGAUCAGCCAAAUGUUCCACUGGAUUUUCGCUUAAUGACUCUCUUUGUGUGGGACCUGUUAUCCAAGAUGAGUUGAUCACGCUUGUACUGCGCUUCCGAAAACACCAGAUUGCUCUUGUUGCUGACAUCGCCAAGAUGUAUCGACAAAUACUGGUGCAUCCGGAUGACACCCGCUUCCAACGAAUUUAUUGGCGAUUUUCUACCCAAGCUCCAAUACAACCCUAUGAACUCCAAACGGUAACAUACGGGUUAGCACCGUCUUCCUUCCUCGCCACAAGAACUCUUGUACAACUAGCAACUGAUGAAGGGAAAUCGUAUCCUCUAGGAGGUCCAGCAUUACGUAAUAAUUUUUAUAUGGACGAUUUUAUCGGUGGUGCUGAAACUAUAGAAAAGGCUAUCCAAUUACGAAAAGAAUUAACGGAAUUGCUUGCUAAAGGAGGAUUUGUGCUACGCAAAUGGUCAUCCAAUCGACUGGAGGUACUGCAAGGACUAGAUAAAGACGCCAUUGGGACUCAAUCCGCUUUGCAUUUUCAUCCAAAUGAAACUAUAAAAACAUUGGGUAUAAGCUGGGAACCCGAAAACGACUUUCUGCGAUUUUCAUCUCACGUAUAUGAAACCGAUCAGCCAACCACAAAACGAUCAAUAUUAUCAUCAAUUGCAAAACUGUUCGACCCAUUAGGACUCAUUGCUCCCAUCAUCGUCAAAGCUAAAAUUAUGAUGCAAGAGUUGUGGUUACUCGCCUGUGAAUGGGACGAACCUGUACCUGAAUCCAUGAGCGAAAGGUGGAGGAAAUAUUAUAAACAACUACCCCGCAUUUCCGACUAUCAAGUAGACCGAUACGCUUUUCUUCCUAAUUCAGUGAUUCAACUUCACACGUUCGCCGAUGCAUCUGAAUCUGCAUACGGUGCAUGUACUUACGCUCGCUCUGAGGACAAUAAAGGUAAAGUGAAGGUGCAGUUGCUAGCCUCCAAAUCCAGAGUAGCCCCGUUAAAACGACUUAGUUUGGCCCGACUAGAACUAUGCGCAGCAGUUCUCGCUGCCCACUUGCACAACUGCAUAAAAACCGCUAUUGAUCUCGACGUGACUAAAUCCUACUUUUGGUCGGAUUCAGCUGUUACUCUACAGUGGCUGCAAUCACCUCCUAAUGUCUGGAAAACAUUUGUAGCCAACCGAGUUUCGGAGAUCCAGCACUUCACACACGGUGAUCAUUGGAAUCAUGUAUCUGGGAAAGAGAAUCCUGCUGACUUAGUGUCACGAGGAAUGCUGGUAGAAGAUUUUCUUAAAAGCCGAUUGUGGACUCACGGACCAUGCUGGUUGUCACUUCCACCAAAUGAGUGGCCGAUUUCUAACCCGCCGAAUGUAGCUGAAAACCAAUUGGAAAUGAGAAAUAUUGUUGCGACCAUACAAACUUCACCGUCUGUUCAUCCUUGGUUCUUACGCUGGUCUUCAUAUAACCGACUUCUUCAUGUAAUCAGCUACUGUAUCCGGUUCGUAAAUAAUGUUCGCGCAAAGUCUCGGACUGAUCGAUCACCAUCCAAACCAAAUUGCCUGUCACUUACCGUUCCUGAGUUGCUGAAAGCAAAAGCUUUACUAAUUUGCCUCGCUCAACAUGAUUCAUUCCGUGCCGAAAUAGAUAGUUUGAUGAAAAAUAUGCCAAUACCAAAAAAGUCCAGUAUGCGUAAAAUGAGCCCCUUCCUGGAUUCAGAGAGAGUGUUGAGAGUGGGUGGACGUUUGAACAUGUCAGACUUGCCUUUUCAAGCCAAGCAUCCAGCCAUAUUACCUGCCUUUCACCCAUUAACACGAUUGUUAGCACAACACUUCCACAUCAAAACCCUUCAUGGCGGCGGGCGUUUGCUUCUAACCGCAAUGAGAGAAGAGUACUGGCCACUACAAGGCCGUAGACUCGCCCGGAGUACUGUCCGUAACUGCUUCCGUUGUACCCGUCUAAACCCUAUACCUCUUGAACAACAAAUUGGCCAGCUGCCUGCCCAGAGAAUAAUGUCAAGUAGACCAUUUAACGUUACCGGAAUAGAUUACGCCGGACCGCUGUACCUGAAACCCACGCACAGACGCGCUGCCCCUGCAAAGGCUUAUAUAUGCGUCUUUAUAUGCUUCACCACGAAAGCGGUUCACCUUGAACUGGUUGGAGAUUUGUCAACCCAAGCAUUUAUCGGUUGUCUGCGAAGAUUUGUUGCCAGACGCGGUCGCCCGUCUCACUUGCAUUCGGAUAAUGGUAAGAAUUUUGUCGGCGCAAAGAACCAACUAAAGGAAUUGUUUUACUUGCUACAAAAUGCGGAAGAACAACAAAGAAUUAGUUCCGCCUGUGCCGAUGAAAACAUCACCUGGCAUCUUAUUCCCCCUAGGGCGCCGAACUUUGGCGGUUUGUGGGAAGCGGCAGUGAAGGUUGCGAAAAAACACUUAUUUCGCCAACUUGGAUCCACCCGUAUUUCCUUCGAGAAUAUGUGUACGGUGCUCACGCAAAUUGAGUCUCAAAUGAACUCUCGACCGCUAUUGCCGAUGACUGAAGAGCCAGAUGACUUAGCUGCGCUCACUCCUGCUCACUUCCUAAUCGGAACUUCGAUGAAUACACUGCCCGACCCAGAUCUCAGCCACCUACCGAUGAAUAAACUCGAUCAAUACCAAAGUCUCCAACUGCAUACACAAAAGUUUUGGAAACACUGGCAACGAGAAUAUCUUCAAGAACUUCAAAAAGAUACCAAAUGCCGUGGACGUAACAAUCAAAUUAUACCUGGUAAACUAGUUAUACUCAUCGAUGACCUGCAACCUCCAAUUCGCUGGCCUUUGGCUCGCAUAGUGUCAACUCAUCCCGGCUCCGAUGGAAUCACUAGAGUCGUUUCGCUGCAGACCGCAAGAGGACUUAUUACACGACCUGUCUCUAAAAUAUGCCUGCUGCCAUAUGCUAUGGAAACUCCUGUGGCAGAUUCGUUCAACUGCAUCAGCAACAUGGUUUUAGAUAGAUAGAAGCGAGCUUUGAAUGUCCUUCAGACAGACAAGUAAACAAGAGAUUGUUGUUUGUUUUUAUUGAAUGUAACUAUUCAAGGCGACGGGUAUGGUUGAUCGUAUUAGUUUUAAGUGUAGAUUGUUGGUAGCAAUCCGACAACUCCGACAAUGCCUUACUAUUCUUCAUUAAUUGUCGGUCAGUUCACCAUGAACUGCAGUAUGGUAGUAGAAUACUUAGCUUAGUAAAAUAAAAUAUCCUAGCCAUUCUUGCUGGAAGUAUCGUGCUGAACACUAAUAAAUGUAGUAACGUAGUACAAUAAAUUAAAGUUGUUUGUGAAUCUAAAUGUGUGUUCAGAAUUUAUGUUUGUGAAAUAGUAUCCAGUGUACUUGUUCCGAUAUACCGUGGUAGCAUUCAAAUGCUGCGAUUAUGGUUCAGUAAACCCUGGUCCUGACUGCUACCAUUCCUACACGCACGCAACGAAAUCUGUAAUCUAAAACACAACGUAGGGUGU